AGCUCAUGACUCAGUGUUCCUCCCAGAAACUGCUCUACCUCGGGAAACAUACCGUCUUUUUUUUCUUUUUUUUUUCUUUUUUUUUUUUAAAUAUAUAUUUACCGAACUCCUUACGUAAACCCCAGAAAAAGGAAGUUACCGUGGAGAUUUCUCGCAUCGAGGAAACGAACGGAGUGAUACGUCGUCAGGUCCAAGUCGAAAGAAAAAGCCCACUAAAAUCUUUGAUGGAUUACAGGACGUGUUCGGCGCUGGAUUGAUGGUAAAAAAAAAUAAUAAAAAAAUACCUGACUGUGACGUCCAGGUAUGCGGACGCUCCCCCGCAGACACAAAGGAACUCGCUUCACUUUUGGGACGACAGCGAGCUGACGUCUUCCCUCGUUGGGGCGAUGAAUGCUGCCGUUUAUUCGGCGUGAUUUCAGCUUGUGUGUGUCCUCCUUCUUCUCUCUCCCAUGCAUAGCCUGUGCAGGGUGAAGAUGCAGGUCCGGACGGUGCUGGACGUCAAAGUGGUGGACGUGGAGAAGAGGCGCAGUCCGUCCAAACACUACGUAUAUCUGAUCAAUGUCACCUACUCUGACAAUACCUCCCACGUCAUAUACAGAAGAUACAGCAAGUUCUUUGACCUACAGAUGCAGAUACUUGACAAGUUUCCAAUUGAGGGAGGACAAAAAGACCCAAAGAAGAGGAUUAUCCCCUUUCUCCCAGGCAAAAUUCUGUUCCGGAGGAGUCAUGUGCGAGACGUGGCCAUGAAGCGACUGCGGUUUAUCGACGACUACUGCAGGGCACUAGUGCGACUACCCCCCCAAAUCUCACAGAGUGAAGAGGUGCUGCGCUUCUUUGAGACUAAAGCUGAGGACAUCAACCCCCCUGCGGAGGACUAUGGCUCGAAGCGCAAGUCAGUAUGGAUGUACGGCAUUACAGACAGCCCGAGGAAAGAGGCGUCAGGGAUUGACAGCUUGGAACCCAUGGUGCUGGAGCAGUAUGUGGCUGUGGCAAACUACGAGCGGCAGGAGAACUCUGAGAUCAGCCUCAAGGCCGGUGAGACGGUGGACGUGAUUGAAAAGAGCGAAAGUGGAUGGUGGUUUGUCAGCACAGCGGAGGAGCAGGGAUGGGUGCCUGCCACAUACCUCGACUCCCAAAGUGGAACUAGGGACGACUCGGAUCUAGGAACCUCCAGGACAGGAGAGGUGACUAAAAGACGCAAGGCUCAUCUGAAGAGGCUAGACCGCCGCUGGACCCUUGGGGGUAUUGUCAACCGCCAACAGAGCAGAGAGGAGAAAUACGUAACGGUGCAGCCGUAUAGCAGCCAAGGGAAGGAUGAGGUCAGCUUCGAAAAAGGGGUCACAGUGGAGGUGAUACAGAAGAAUCUGGAAGGCUGGUGGUACAUCAGAUAUUUAGGGAGCGAGGGGUGGGCCCCUGCCUCCUAUUUGAAAAAGCUGAAAGAAGACUUCAGCCCUCGCAAGAAGACCCUGUCCGGCCCCGUGGAGAUCAUCGGCAACAUCAUGGAGAUAAGUAAUCUUUUGCAAAAGAAGUCCGUCAGCGAGAAGGACAUGCAGACGGAAGGAGAAGGGAGCGUCACGCCGGAACGCCACAUCUGCAAGAGCGAGAUCAGCCUGCCUAUGCCCUUUAGCUCGGAGAUUAACGCUGAGACGGGAAGGAGGCUGAGCGCGGGCCGCGAUACCAACAGUCCGUGUCUGGGGAUAGCAGCCAGCACUGCCCGGAUGGAAGCCAAGGCGAGAGGCGAAGCUGGGUCGCCAGCUGUUGCCAGAGUCGCGCCGCAGAGAGUUGAGAAUGGGUCUCCAAAUCUGAGACAAAAACCUCCUCCAAGAAGAGAGACCAAUUUGGGGUUCCAGUUACCUAAACCACCAGAGCCACCUGCUGUGGAAGCGGAGUAUUACACCAUUGCAGAUUUCCAGUCUUCCAUUUCUGAUGGCAUCAGCUUCCAUGGAGGACAAAAGGCUGACGUGAUAGAGAAGAACCCUGGGGGUUGGUGGUAUGUGCAGAUUGGCGAAAUGGAAGGCUGGGCCCCUUGCUCUUACAUCGACAAACGCAAGAAACCCAACAUCAGCCGUCGAACCAGCACCCUAACCCGACCCACAGUUCCACCCCCAGCCCCGCCUGUGAAAAAGCAUGAUUCUGAAGACAGUCCUCCUUCUACCACCUGCACUCUGAAAGUAUCAGACUCUGUGUACGAGGAACCUGAAUAUGAUGUACCUGCAGUUGGCUGUGAUGGUGAAUCAGACACUGAUUCUCCCAAAGAUGAACGCUCCUUGAAUGUGAAGUUCAGCAGUGCAGUCGGCAACAAGUUUUCCCCACCCUCAAAUAAAGCCUCCCCUCCUGUCUGCAAAGAAUCGCCGAUUUUCAGCCAUCAAAGGGCGUCAUUUAGAUCUGACCAAAAAGUUGCUAAAAAGGAAUGCAUCUACGAGAAUGAUGCUUGCCGACCUACUAGUGGCACUGAAGGAAGGACAGCCAAAAUGUCCAGUGAACCCAACUCUCCAAGAAGCUACCAUUCCUCUACAGUUCCUCGCAAACUCUCUGGAUCUUCACCGGUGCCUGGUCGACUCUCUAAAAUCGUAACCCCAGAGAUGAAUAGGAGAAGCCAGACUCUUGAUAGACGUACAGACAUUAACCGCCGCUCUCAGGAGAACAGUCCACACUCCUCAUCAAAUGAAUCAAAAGGCACAAGCCUCAGCCGGGAUGUGGAGCAGAGAAUAGGCCAGAGCCCUUCUACAAGACCAAAGCCUUCUGUCAGACCUAAACCUCUCCUGACUAAAUCAGAGCCUCAGAGAACCGAAAGGAUGGACAUCAGCUCAUUGAGACGGCAGCUGAGACCCACAGGUCAGUUGCGACAUGGCCCCAAGCCUUCUCGAGGCGACGAUUCUGAAACAGCCUCUGUUAUUCCAUCCGAGCAAUCAAUGACUUUGCGCACUACGUCAGAUCUUUCGUCUGUAUACCCAAAAGAAGUCCAUGGAGAAUCUGACCCAAAGGGUUCAUGUUUGUACCGCUCCCUAGAUGCCUACAAGAAGGUACAAGAGUCUGAAAUCAGCUUUUCAGCUGGGGUGGAGGUUGAAGUUCUGGAGAAGCAAGAGAGCGGCUGGUGGUACGUGCGCUGGGGCUCUGAGGAAGGUUGGGCUCCCUCAUACUUUCUGGAGCCUGUUAAGAGAAUGAUGGAUAAUGCAAGGCUUGAAUCGGGUACUAGUGGUGAAAGAAAGUCCAAUAGCCUCGAGAAAAAUGAAAAGCAAGUUAUGGCUCGAAAUAACAUCAAUAUUCAAGGUCUGACCCAGCAGCAUCAAGGAUUGAGGAGGAACACUCCGCCUAUUCCUUCCAAGCCUCCUGGUGGUUUCUCAAAGCCGUCGGGGAUGGUUAACGGGGGCGUGCGGAUGAGGAAUGGGGUACGUCAAGUAGCAGUUAGGCCUCAGUCUGUAUUUGUGACCUCGACACAGCCAGCUAAAGAUACGCAUUACAUGACUGGCUCUCUAAGACGAAAUGAGUCACUUGGCAGAAGUGAUCACUACGGCUCUGGUUCUGCCACACUUGGCGUUCGCCGAAAUGCCUCCUUCAGCACGGUGCGACCACAUGUGGUGGUGGAAAGUCAGGCAAGACCCGCCGAGCGCUCCAACCUGGGGUCGUCAGUGAGUGGAUUUGGCUCAAGCAAUGCACAGGAUCCCCUUGGCAGAUUUAGCAAGCGCAACGGUAUCCCAAUGUCUGCAGUUCGUCCCAAACCCAUAGAGAAGAGCCAGCUGAUCCAAAAUAACCUUGGCAGAGAUGUGUAUGUGUCCAUCGCGGACUACCGUGGUGAUGAGGAGACUAUGGGAUUUGCUGAGGGCACCAGUCUGGAGGUCUUGGAGAGAAACCCCAAUGGUUGGUGGUACUGCCAGGUACAGGAUAGCUUGCUGCCCCGCAAGGGCUGGGUCCCAUCGAACUACCUUGAACGGAAAAAAUAAAAGCCAUCUACAUUUGAUCUUCAUCUAACCAAGAACCUUUCUAUUUGAUGUCUCUGGGAUGACAGGACGCAUCAUUCCUCAAGAACGUUAUCCACAAGCAAUACGUCCUUGAAAACUGGCAACUCUGAAAAGACGGUUUUGUCUCAUAAAGAGGACAGUUUAAAUGCUGGUUUACUGAAAAAAAAGUGUACAAAGAGUCUGACGUAUUUCACCGGAGAGGCAAAUAGAAAAGAAGGGUUGGACGUAUUUGACAAGGACCAUGAUGUUCCAAUUCAAAAACAUGGUGCGAAUGGGAGCCUCUCAAAGGGUUUUUCUAUUGUUCCAUCACCGGUGUGAUGAGUGAUAAGUGCCUUUUGUAUCACCUAAAUGGAAGUACAGUAGGUACGAGUACUACAAGGUGGAUAGAAAAAUGUAACAUCAACCAAAACUUGUAAAUGUGCCAUACAACUAUGAACACCACCGAGAAUCAUUCAGAACCCUUUAGUGGCUCCAAGAGGAAGCAACGGAAAGAUCUAUAGUUGGUUCAAGACUCAAAAGAUUCAACACUUUAGCUUUCUCCCAUGAGUCAAAGAACCAUGAUUAUUGUUUGUUUUCAACAUCUUUGGUUGAUGUCUUCCUUAGAUAAUAAUUUCUGCGUUCUUGGGACAUCUGUUAUCUGACAACUGCUUAAAAAGUACAAAAGUAAAAGCUCCUUGAUCAGUCGACAAUUUUAAGUGACACAAACAGUUUCCUUCAACGUGUGUUUCCAGUACAUUUUAAAAAGCAAAACAGGAAAAAAUACCAGUGAAUCAGAUGGUUGUUAUUGCAGUACCUAUUUUUCUUUUUCCAUAUGAUAAAACUGGUGUUACGUUAAUGCAUUGAUAAAUAGGACCUGGUAAAUCUGUGAAAAUGGCACUCUUUUAGUUUAUUUAUCAAACGAUGUGAUUACAGUUAUUUAUUUAUAGUACCAAUGUGCAGUGGUACCUCAGGGUAUGAGUACCAAAGCUCACACAUUUUUGAGAUACGAACUGUCUCUCUAAUUGUUCCACCUUAGGUUGCAAGCAAAAAUCUGGGUUACAAGCCUCACAGUGAACCCCGUAAGAUCCGACCAAAACUCUCGGUCUCACCCGCUAGCAUUAGCUUGGACAUAAAGUGAGUGUGAAGAACAGUGCUGAGAAGAUGUGGAUGAAAACAAUGAAUGCUCAAUAAACAUGUGCUUAGCAGUGCUAGUCUGCACCAUACUGAAGCAGAAUAAGUCGAAAACGCCAGCCAAAGAUGUUGAAAUAAUAUCUAAAUGGCGGACAUUUAUCCAUGAAAAUAUGGAAAAGCUGCUGAUGGUGACGGAGAAGCAGUGAACGAUACCGCAGAAGUCCACUCUCCAAGGUAAAUGAUCUACAUUACUUCUUAAAAUCACUGUAGUUGUUGGUAUUAUGUUCUAUUGCAUUGUUUUUCAUACAAUAUUUAUUAUUUAAAAGUUCAGGUUUCUCUUUAAAAGGCAUUCUACAUGUUAAUAUGGUGCUGUUUUCGGGGGUGGGAUUUCAAUUCAUUUCAAUGGGCCGCGCUAUUUUGCAACACAAGUUUUUCGAGGUACAAACUGCGUCAUAGAACCAACGAAACUGGUAUCCUGAGGUACCACUGCACAUCCAAUAGGGUAUUUGGACGGACAAAAAUGGGAAAACCUGUACUUACAAGGAAUGAUUUUUAUUGUUGGGUGGGAUUUAACCCUGAAAUAAAAGGAACAUAAUUGCUAUCCUUUUAGUUUUCCUGCGUCUUAACCAUUCGGUAAAAUUUUAGAUUUCAAAUAAUUAUAAUAAUACCAUCAAAACCUGACAUGAAAUUACAAUGUUCUACAGUCGAGAGUUUCAAAGCAUUAAAGGGGAACAUUAUCACCAGACCUAUGUAAGCGUCAAUAUAUACCUUGAUGUUGCAGAAAAAAGACCGUAUAUUUUUUUAACCGAUUUUCGAACUCUAAAUGGGUGAAUUUUGGCGAAUUAAACGCCUUUCUAGUAUUCGCUCUCGGAGCGAUGACGUCACAACGUGGGGUCACAUCGGGAAGCAAUCCGCCAUUUUCUCAAACACCGAGUCAAAUCAGCUCUGUUAUUUUCCGUUUUUUCGACUGUUUUCCGUACCUUGGAGACAUCAUGCCUCGUCGGUGUGUUGUCGGAGGGUGUAACAACACGAACAGGAUUCAAGUUGCACCAGUGGCCCAAAGAUGUGAAAGUGGCAAGAAAUUGGACGUUUGUUCCGCACACUUUACCGACGAAAGCUAUGCUACGACAGAGAUGGCAAGAAUGUGUGGAUAUCCUGCGACACUCAAAGCAGAUGCAUUUCCAACGAUAAAGUCAAAGAAAUCUGCCGCCAGACCCCCAUUGAAUCUGCCGGAGUGUGUGAGCAAUUCAAGGACAAAGGACCUCGGUAGCACGGCAAGCAAUGGCGUCAGUUUGUUCCCGCAGACGAGCGAGCUAAACCCCCUAUCGACCCUAGCUUCCCUGGCCUGCUGACAUCAACUCCAAAACUGGACAGAUCAGCUUUCAGGAAAAGAGUGCGGAUGAGGGUAUGUCUACAGAAUAUAUUAUUUGAUGAAAAUUGGGCUGUCUGCACUCUCAAAGUGCAUGUUGUUGCCAAAUGUAUUUCAUAUGCUGUAAACCUAGUUCAUAGUUGUUAGUUUCCUUUAAUGCCAAACAAACACAUACCAAUCGUUGGUUAGAAGGCGAUCGCCGAAUUCGUCCUCGCUUUCUCCCGUGUCGCUGGCUGUCGUGUCGUUUUCGUCGGUUUCGCUUGCAUACGGUUCAAACCGAUAUGGCUCAAUAGCUUCAGUUUCUUCUUCAAUUUCGUUUUCGCUACCUGCCUCCACACUACAACCAUCCGUUUCAUGUUUGUUUGUGUUGGCUUCACUAUGGGACAUCACAGGAAAAUGGACGGGUGUUUAUAACGAUGGUUAAAAUCAGGUACUUUGAAGCUUUUUUUUUUUAGGGAUAUUGCGUGAUGGGUAAAAUUUAGAAAAAAAAAUUGAAAAAUAUAAUAAGCCACUGGGAACUGAUUUUUAUUGGUUUUAACCAUUCUGAAAUUGUGAUAAUGUUCCCCUUUAAAAAAAACAAACCAAAACAUAGCUGAUGUUCAAGACUGCUGAAAUAUAUUUUCUAAUGAACUUUGCUAUUUUAGUAAUAUGUGUGUCUGCUGGACGGGGUUAUGAAAACAGACCACACGGUUCAGUUUUUUGUUUUGGCAAAGUGUGUUGUUAUUUUUUCGUUAAUUUAAAUGUGAUAUCACAGUUACAAUGACGAGGAACGAAGUGAUUCAGUUGUGUGACAGUAAUUGGUGCACUUUGAAACCUUUCACUGAUUACAUUCGUUUAAAGAUGCAGUAAACACCCAGCAUAGUAUUUAUGGUUGUUUUAAUUAAUCAAGUGUUUCCACUUCAAUUGACACAAGCUUCAUUUUGUGACUGGAAAUGUUAAACAGAGACCUCUUGUGGAUGUAAAAAGAUACUGCACCUUUUUAUUUUUUUCCAUUACAAUCAUUGCUAAUAUUAUUAUUAUCCACAUAAUUAACAGCCAGUCUACCACAGUGCAAUAAGAAAUGCACUGCUGGUCAGUGAGUCUAACCCCAAAACUGUACUUUUUUAUUUUUUAUUUGAUCUUUUGUUGAACCAAAGAGCAGCUAAAAUGUCUUUGUGUGUGUUUUUAUGUAGCACGUAUUUGUGAACAUCUUUCCAAAGUUCAUUUAUGUCUCAUGCUGCAACUUGAGCAGAUAAUGGGCACUUCCUUCUUCUUUAUUGUAAUUUACAUAAUGCCGGAUUAAAGUAUAUUUAUUUGUAUAAGAUUGUGUCACAUGAAUUGACAUUGAACAUUUUUUUUUUUUUUUUUGCCAUGGUGCAACAAGACAAAGGCAUUAUGUAAAAUGUGUGUCACUCUUUUAAUCUACCCACUUUAUUCUGCUUAGUGACUCAAACUAGCAAGGGAAUUGAUUUAGUUCAUUUUAGUCGUGUGUCCAUCAUGCAGGGUUUUUUUGUGUUUUUAAUUUUGGUACAAGUUUCUGCCUGAGAGAAAAUGUGCAAUAAUUCUGUUGAGUAUUUUAGCUAAAGGCCCGAGAGGGACAAGCGGUAGAAAAUGGAAUAUUAAUAUGAAGGCCUCAACAAAGGUUGCUACAGGUGGUCCUCGGGUUGUCUUUAUAUAUUAUCUCCGUCAACGCAUAAUUUGUCAUCCCCAACUACAGCUUCACAAUAAACCUUAAACUUAUGCAAAUUAGCACAAGCCUUAAAUUUUUAAUUUUGCCUAUCAUUCACAAUCUUUAUGUGAGACAAGCAAACACACGUUUUUUUUGGUAUGCAUUCUAAAUAGUAAAUAAUAGCAAACGGAGGUCUAUUCCGCCUAUAAAGCGCUGUAAAAAACAUCCAAAGACCUCCAUCAACGAUUUAUAUAAAUGCUGUAAGUAUAUAUAUUAUGUAGUAACAGGCACGUUUAUAAUAACACAUAAUAGUUACGUAUUUGUAUGCAUUCUAAAUAGUAAAUAAUAGCCAACUUUGGAGGUAUAUUCCGCAUAUAAAGCGCUCUAAAAAAACAUCCAUAAGACCUCCAUCAACGUUUUAUAUAAAUGCUGUAAGCAUAUAUAUUAUGUAGUAACAGGCAUGUUCAUAAUAACACGUAAUAGUUACGUAUUUGUAUGCAUUCUAAAUAGUAAAUAAUAGCAAACGGAGGUCUAUUCCGCCUAUAAAGCGCUCUAAAAAACAUCCAUAAGACCUCCAUCAACGUUUUAUAUAAAUGCUUUAAGUAUAUAUAUUAUGUAGUAACAGGCACGUUCAUAAUAACACGUAAUAGUUACGUAUUUGUAUGCAUUCUAAAUAGUAAAUAAUAGCCAACGUUAGAGGUAUAUUCCGCCUAUAAAGCGCUCUAAAAAACAUCCAAAAGACCUCCAUCAACGUUUUAUAUAAAUACUGUAAGCAUAUAUGUAUUAUGUAGUAACAGGCACGUUCAUAACACGUAAUAGUUACAUAUUUGUAUGCAUUCUAAAUAGUAAGUACUAGCAAACAUUGGAGGUCUAUUCCACCUAUAACAUCCAUAAGACCUCCAUCAACGUUUUAUAUAAAUGCUGUAAGAAUGUAUAUUAUGUAGUAACAGGCACGUUCAUAAUAACAAGUAAUAGUUGCGUAUUUGUAUGCAUUCUAAAUAGUAAAUAAUAGCAAACGUUGGAGGUAUAUUCCGCCUAUAAAGCGCUCUAAAAAACAUCCAUAAGCCCUCCAUCAACGUUUUAUAUAAAUGCUCUAAGAAUAUAUUUCAUGUAGUAACAGGCACGUUCAUAACAACACGUAAUAGUUACGUAUUUGUAUGCAUUCUAAAUAGUAAAUAAUAGCAAACGGAGGUCUAUUCCGCCUAUAAAGCGCUCU
This is a messenger RNA of Nerophis lumbriciformis (worm pipefish), 9302 nucleotides long. RefSeq names its product SH3 and PX domain-containing protein 2A-like. Gene Ontology annotation, cellular component: cytoplasm. Gene Ontology annotation, molecular function: protein binding; superoxide-generating NADPH oxidase activator activity; phosphatidylinositol binding. NCBI's taxonomy places the organism in Eukaryota, Metazoa, Chordata, Actinopteri, Syngnathiformes, Syngnathidae. Gene Ontology annotation, biological process: superoxide anion generation. The record is from RefSeq and is a predicted model, not a curated record.